Ailuropoda melanoleuca (giant panda) is the source of this 2950-nucleotide messenger RNA. It is a transcript of the gene DLGAP5, whose product is annotated as DLG associated protein 5. Gene Ontology annotation, cellular component: spindle pole centrosome; cytoplasm; nucleus. The record is from RefSeq and is a predicted model, not a curated record. Bases 159 to 2615 code for a protein of 818 amino acids. Gene Ontology annotation, molecular function: microtubule binding. Lineage: Eukaryota; Metazoa; Chordata; Mammalia; Carnivora; Ursidae. The transcript is spliced from 18 exons. Gene Ontology annotation, biological process: mitotic spindle organization; signaling; kinetochore assembly.
AAAACCCCUCCAAUCAGAGGCUCCGUGCGGGAAGUUUGAAUUUUGCGGAGCUCUUGGUUGUAGGGGUUCUUGCUUCGGAGGCGGCAGUGGUUCUUCAGACCCAGAGGGUUCCUUGACUUUUAGUUCUGUUGAGGUAUUACUCCAGAAGCUGCCUCAGGAUGUCUUCAUCACAUUUUGCCAGUCGACACAGAAAGGAUUUAAGUAUCGACAUGAUUAGAACCAGAAUUGCUCAUAGGAAAUCACUGUCUCAAAAAGAAAACAGACAUAAGGAAUAUGAACGAAAUAGACACUUUGGUUUGAAAGAUGUCAACAUUCCAACCUUGGAAAAUAGAAUUCUUCUUGAAUUAGAUGAGACAUGUCAGAAGCUUGUUCCAGAAAAGGCCAGUGUCAAGACAAGGUCAAUGAAAACUGUUCUAGGUGAUCAACGAAAGCAAAUGCUCCAAAAAUACAAAGAAGAAAAGCAGCUUCAGAAAUUGAAAGAGCAAAGAGAGAAAGCUAAACGAGGAGUAUUUAAAGUGGGUCUUUAUAGACCUGAUAUGCCUUGUUUUCUGUUAUCAAACCAGACUACUGUGAAAGCUGAGCCAAAAAAGGCUGUUCCAUCUUCUGUACGGAUUACAAGGUCAAAGGCCAAAGACCAAAUGGAGCAGACUAAGAUGAAUAAUGGGAGUGAUGUUCGAGCAGUCCGACCCAGUCAAAGACAAACUGCUGAAAGAAAAGUGUUGGACAAAGAGAAAAAAGUUAUACAGCCUGUAAUGACCACAUCGGUGAGAAUGACUCGAUCAGCCACUCAAGCAACAAAGCAGAUUGCCAGAACAGUCUCCUCUACUACAACAGAAAAGCCCAUCACAAGAGCUACUCAUGAUAAUGAAACAGAAAGAAAAGCACCAAAUCAAGGAAGACCUGCCAAAAAGAUAGAAAGAAAACCUGACAAGGUCGUUUCUUUUAAAGUCGAUAGUGAAGAAAAUACUUUGGAUUCACAAACCAGUGCAACAGAUGGAAUGGAUCCAGAUGGAGUCUCACCAAAAAUGGAGAACUUGCCUAAGACAAAUACUGCAAAAAUGAAAGGGAAGAAUUCCUUCGCACCUCAGGAUUUUAUGUUUCAGCCUCUGGAUGGUCUGAAGACCUAUCAAGUAACACCUAUGACUCCCAGAAGUGCCAAUGCUUUCUUGACACCCAGUUAUACCUGGACACCUCUAAAAACAGAAGCCGAUAAGACUCAAGAAGUGACAAAAGAAAUUUUGGCUCAAAAAUGUAAAACUUACUCUGCAAAGACAGUACAUCGGUAUUCAGAUAAACUACAAUGUCCUUUGGGUUCUCUAACAGUUUGGAAUAAAGAACAUGUCUUAAAUAAAGAUGAGACUACUAAAAAUUCAAACGGCCUUACAAUAAAAGAAGUCCCAUCCCUUGAAAUAAAUGAAGAUCGGAUAUCUCAGCCCCACCAUGAUGUGCCAUAUUUCAGAAAUAUUCUUCAGUCAGAAACUGAGAAAUUAACUUCGCACUGCCUUGAGUGGGACAGGAAGCUUGAAUUGGACAUUCCAGAUGAUGCUAAAGAUCUUAUUCGCACAGCAGUUGGGCAAACAAGACUCCUUAUGAAAGAAAGGUUCAAGCAGUUUGAAGGGCUGGUGGACAAUUGUGAAUAUAAACGAGGUGAAAAGGAGACUACUUGCACAGAUCUGGAUGGAUUUUGGGAUAUGGUCAGUUUUCAGAAGAAAGUUGUCUCAGGGGUAGCAAGUAAACCCAAACAGGAUGAUGGUGGAAGAAUUGCAGCUAGAAAUCGCCUGGCUGCCAUAAAAAAUGCCAUGAGGGAGAGGAUGAAGCAGGAAGAAACUGCCGAGGCAGCGGCGUCUGUAAUGCCAAAGGAAGUUGAUAAAAUAGUGUUUGAUGCUGGAUUCUUCAGAAUCGAAAGUCCUGUUAAAUCCUUCUCAGGACUUUCUAUCUCUUCUGAAUGUCUUUCUCAAAGACUUAGGACACCUAAGUCUGUCAGCAAAGCUGUGUCUGAGAGCAGGGCUGAGAUGGACCAUCUACAACAAACUGUGUCACCACAGAAUCCUCAUCCUCAAAGUACCAAAAGUGACCAUGUUGAUAAGGAGAAUUUGCUUUCGACUAUUCCUAAAAACAGGAACAGCAUAGAAGAUGCUCAGUGUCCUGGAUUACAAGAUUUAAUUGAUGUAAAUUAUGAUGCAAACAAGAUGAACUUUGAGAUGGAUUGUUUACCCAGUGAAAGAAUGAAUUUGCCUCUACUUGCUAGUGAAGUGGCAGAUGAUAAUAAUACUAAUAAAAAGGAAGAAAUUCCAGAUGUAGAAGGCAUGGAACUGCAUUCUUCGUUUACAGCCCAGGAUGUUUUGAUGAGCAGCCCUGAAAAAAAGAUACCAUCACAAAAUGACAUCUUAUGUCAAAAUGAAGAGAAAACUAAAAUUUCUCAGUCAGUAUUUGAUAUUAAAAGUCUCACUACUGAAUUCCAUCUUCUUGAUUCGCCAGGCCUGAACUGCAGUAAUACCUUCACUCAGGUGGAGAGGAGACAUCAAGAUCAUGCCAGACACAUUUCCUUCGGUGGUAACUUGAUUACCUUUUCACCUGUAAGGCCCCUCCGUGAUGAACAACCAGAAGAAUUUUGAAUUUAAAAAUAAAUCCAAAUAUUUUUCUUCAUAUUAUCAAUGUGACAUAUUGUUAGCAUAUGGAAAAUUGAAGAGUAUGUAUUUGUGUUCACUUCUAGUCAGUUUAUAGAGUGUCAUAAAAUGUUUUAAUAUUCAGUGUUCAUCAAAGUGUGUUAGAUAUGAUAGUGUUUCUUGAGGGAAGUGGGGAUGUUUUGUACGUUAACUAUGCAGAAUAAAAAAUGUACUUUACCUCGCCUCUCUUGUUUAAAAUGUAUAAGCUUAAAGUUAAGUGUACUCACUUAGAGCUUAUGAACAUUCUUCAGUUUAAUCAAAAUAUAGUAUUAAACUUUGACAAA